AGUGUGUGCGUGUGUGAGAGAGCGUUAGCAAAUUGUUUGCUUUACUCAAGCUGAUUUUUAUUUUUUUUCAUUCUUUUCUUUUCUUUUUCUCUUAUGGGUUUUUUCUUUCAUGCCUCUGAACACGGUUUUUAGGUUUAGGGUAGUUGUUUAGUUUAUAUUGUGUGGUGUGUGCGUGUGUGAGGCAGUAUGGCGUCUCCCUCCAUGGGGGGAGCGUCGCCUAUCACUCUUCGAAAUGGUUUCAGGUGUGCCCCGGAGGCGAAUACCUCUAUUGAGGAUGUUCUCCUUGCUGUUGGAGCUAAGGAGACAAGUUUACAUGUUUUUGAGCUCCCCCACUAAAACACUCGAUGUGUCUUUUCGGGUAUCUCAUGGAGAGAGCUCGUACAUGGUGUAUGCUAGUACGGAGACUUUGCGUUGCUUUGAAUGCGGGGAUAUUGGACACAAACGGUUCACUUGCCCACACAAAGCACGCAAUACUGAAGAGAAAGGCCCAUCUGAAACAUCUGAUAGGCCGCAGAUUAUCACAGAAAGUGCACCGCAACAACCUGAAAAGGCAGAUACUAAUACUGAGGUAAGGCAAAAUGUUUCUGAAAAUAUUAUGAAAGAUGCUGAGAUUCCAAGUUGUAGUGAUGUUGGUAAGAGUGAUGUUUGUGUGGGUUUAGUGCAAGAAAAUGAGACAAAUGAUGGACAAGAUGAAGAAAUUGAUAAUUUGUCAGAAGCAACUGUAGAGAGUUGUAGAGAUGAUGAUUCCUGUGUUGAUUUUGAAGUGGCAAAUUGUGGAAGUGAUUUGUAUACAGUUGAGCAGAUUAAUGCUUUCUUGGACGAAACAAAGGGUAAAAGUGUUGAAAUUGGUAAGUUUUUUUCCAAAUUUGGAUAAAUUUGUGUUAUCCGUUAUGAAAGCAAGACAAGAGUGCAGCCUAGAAGUUUUAUCCCAGCAGAAAAGAAUUUAGAUUAAAAAAAUAUUUAACCACAAUUA
Messenger RNA from Megalobrama amblycephala (Wuchang bream), 973 nucleotides. RefSeq lists its product as uncharacterized. NCBI's taxonomy places the organism in Eukaryota, Metazoa, Chordata, Actinopteri, Cypriniformes, Xenocyprididae. Gene Ontology annotation, molecular function: zinc ion binding; nucleic acid binding. The coding region runs from base 233 to 874 and encodes 213 amino acids. The record is from RefSeq and is a predicted model, not a curated record. The transcript has 2 exons.